This is a messenger RNA of Candidozyma haemuli, 498 nucleotides long. RefSeq lists its product as uncharacterized. NCBI's taxonomy places the organism in Eukaryota, Fungi, Ascomycota, Pichiomycetes, Serinales, Metschnikowiaceae. Gene Ontology annotation, biological process: positive regulation of DNA-templated transcription. The record is from RefSeq and is a predicted model, not a curated record. Bases 1 to 498 code for a protein of 165 amino acids. The transcript has a single exon. Gene Ontology annotation, molecular function: chromatin DNA binding; transcription coactivator activity. Gene Ontology annotation, cellular component: nucleus.
AUGUCAGUUAACAAGGUCCAGUAUAAUGGCGACACGCCAGCACUCCAACCAGGAGAAAUCAUUAGGUUUAACACUAGAAGCACCAGGCAACCAUUGGCGAUAAAUCUGCAGUCUAAAAACGUCCCAUUGAAGAUUCAUAUAAACGCCUCUGAAGGUAAGGUGUUCGUGACGAAUCAGAGACUCGUGUAUUUGACAUCGACAAACACUUCAAGAGGUGACAUUGAGUCGUUUUGCAUAAACUUCAAUCAACUUCCAAAGUUGAAAUUCACACAUGCACUCAAGCUGGCUCUUUUCGGUGCAAACUACUGGGAAUUCAUGUUCUACAGUCCUUCAGAAGGCAUCUGUGAUGGGUUUCCUCGAGAGGAGUACUUCCAGGGCCUGAUCACAUUCAAAGAUGGAGGCAUGUUUGACUUUGGCGCUGCAAUUAACGAGGCUAUUAAUGACGUGGUCAAUAACCCCCAUAUUGAUGAUGAAUUGCCACGCUACUCGGAACUCUAA